AUGCAGCCACGCCGCGCCCUUUUCACGGUUGCCGCUACCUCUAGAUUUGUAACCCAGAGGUCGAACUUCAGCACUACAACAUCACCAAGAUCUACCAGACUAAUAAGCAAGUCGCCUACAACGCACGCGACUCGACGUAGUUAUCUGCCAGCAAUUCGUGGAUUUGCUUCCGUGUCUGGCCAUAACGACUUCUUGAACCAGCACAACCUUGCUGUUAAGGACCUAUCGGCACGCGUCGCCGCAUUUCACUCGAACAAACAAAAGUUUCGUAUUUCCCAUGGAUCGACCAACAGCACUCGACAAUCAUCAAAGGGACCUUAUGUGCUUGAUGUGAGCGCUCUGAACAAGGUCUUGAGUGUCGAUAUCGAUAGAAAAAUCGCAUAUGUCGAGCCCAACGUGGCAAUGGAUAGACUCGUUGAGGCGACUCUCCCAUAUGGUCUUGUCCCUCCGGUGGUUAUGGAGUUUCCCGGCAUCACAGUACUGACAGUAGAAUCAGCUGGAGGAGGCUAUGCAGGCACAGCGGGCGAAAGUUCGAGCUUCAAGCAUGGCUUCUUUAACAACACUAUCGAUUCCGUCGAGAUGAUCCUCGCAACCGGUGAAGUCGUCAAAUGCUCUCCAACCAAAAGAUCGGAUCUCUUCUACGGGGCGGCUGGUGCGGUCGGUAGUUUUGGAGUCACUACCCUGAUGGAGAUUCGUCUUGAACCCGCAAAGAAGUUUGUUGAGACAACUUACCACCCAGUCACCGAUAUGAAGGAUGCGAUUGCGGUCCUUGAGAAAGCCACAGCAGAUCAUAGUUUCGAUUACGUCGAUGGCAUCAUGUUCUCCAAGACUCAAGGAGCUGUCGUUACAGGGCAUAUGACCGAUACCCCUUCUUCGACGAUCCCUGUGCAGACCUUCAGCUCUGCAUGGGAUCCUUGGUUCUAUCAACACGUGCAGAGUCAGAUUUCCAAAUCUGGAACAGAGCCUGUUGUGGAAGCAGUGCCACUUCCCGAAUACCUUUUCCGUUACGACCGUGGCGGAUUCUGGGUUGGCGACAUGGCUUUCAAGUACUUCAAUUUCCCAUACAACAAGUUCACUCGCUGGUUUCUGGAUGACUUUACUCAUACGCGUAUGAUGUACACGGCACUACACGCUUCAGGCGAAUCGAAACGAUGCAUCAUUCAAGACUUGGCUCUCCCCUACUCCACAGCUGAGAAAUUCGUCGACUACACAUCUUCCGAACUGGACAUCUUUCCCCUGUGGCUAUGUCCCCUGAAGAGAACAGAACAACCCACCAUGCACCCUUACACCCGCGAAGACAAGGAACUAAUGCUAAAUAUUGGCGUUUGGGGCUUCGGACCCAACAACCGCGCAGAAUUCGUCAAAGCAAACAGAAACCUCGAAGCCAAAUUACGCAAGCUCGGCGGCAUGAAAUGGUUGUACGCUCAGACCUAUUACACAGAGAACGAGUUCUGGGAGCAGUUUGACCGUAAGUGGUAUGAUGAGCUAAGGGAAAAGUAUGGUGCUACCAACCUGCCAAGUGUUUAUGACAAGGUCAAGGCGCCACCAGAGAAGGCGCCUGCUCCUAAAAAAUUUCUUGAGAAGUGGCCUUGGGCUGGCUUUUUCGGUAUCUGGAAGGCUAUCCAAUCCAAGACGUAUCUGCAAGCUAGAAGUGCGGCAUGGAGACAAUGGGUCAAGUAG
Aureobasidium subglaciale EXF-2481 is the source of this 1680-nucleotide messenger RNA. RefSeq lists its product as uncharacterized. NCBI's taxonomy places the organism in Eukaryota, Fungi, Ascomycota, Dothideomycetes, Dothideales, Saccotheciaceae. Gene Ontology annotation, cellular component: membrane; cytoplasm. The record is from RefSeq and is a predicted model, not a curated record. Bases 1 to 1680 code for a protein of 559 amino acids. The transcript has 5 exons. Gene Ontology annotation, biological process: steroid metabolic process. Gene Ontology annotation, molecular function: FAD binding; Delta24(24-1) sterol reductase activity.